AUGACUGAUCUCCGGGCAGCUGUCGUGCACAUUGGGGAAAGGGAAAGGCUGGACGUUGUCAACAAUAGCGAUAAGAAACCCUUUGUGGAGGACGAGGACUCCAACCCCGCUGCCGCCUGCCCGUGGGCUUUAGGUACUCGCCAAGCUGGCGAAAGAAAUGAAAAAGUAGUGAACUUAGCGCAGCUGCAGAAGAGUAAGUUUUCAAUUGCUCUCUCCGGAGAAGAUAUUGAAGCUGAUUUCACUGCCAUUACCGGUGCCAAACCACCCAGAAAACCCAAGAAUAGGCCCAGAGCUAUUCAGAAGGAGAUUGAUGUAAUUAAAAGCCUUAAUCAAAACAUUCUAAUCUUCACCAUUUCUCACCUCAAUUCCAAUUUUCUCCAUACUGGAUUCUUGCAAGACAUAUUUCCAGGAUCGUGGUUGAUGGAGAUCACUCUGGAUAAACAUAAAAUUCCAGAAAAUCCUGAUCACUGA
This is a messenger RNA of Ipomoea triloba (trilobed morning glory), 471 nucleotides long. RefSeq lists its product as uncharacterized. The transcript has a single exon. The record is from RefSeq and is a predicted model, not a curated record. Bases 1 to 471 code for a protein of 156 amino acids. Lineage: Eukaryota; Viridiplantae; Streptophyta; Magnoliopsida; Solanales; Convolvulaceae.